GAAAUGUGAGUGGCAAAUACAAAGACCCGUUACUAAAGAGGUGCAGUUUUAAUCGUUUGAUGAAAGUACAAAUGUAUUAUUAAAAUUGAAGAUAUGAUAGCAGAGAAUUCCGCGAAAUCCACAGUCAACAUUGAUGCGACCAAGGCGAAAAAAAUAUGGAUUCACUGCAAUUCUUGUUUUGAGCAUUAUGUUAAUGAAAAAGCUGUAAUAUUCUUGCUAGCAUGUCAACACGUUAUAUGUGAGAAAUGCGUUACGGCCAGCUUGGGUCGUAUUCCCGGUGAUGCACCCACCUAUGUGUGCCCGAUUUGCCAAAAGAUGGUGCGUGGCCGCCAGGUAAACAAUGCGUUGCCAUCAAAUCUCAAGGGCAUGUUCCACCCAGCACCAUGGCACGACGGCCUGCAGCACGAUCUCAUCGACUCGUUCCAGAGAGCAAACUUUAGGAAUUUGGAAAAAUUCAUAUUAAAAAAGGAAAAGGAAGAGCAGAAGUUGGAUAAGGACCUAUUACUGGCCCGUGGUGUGUGUCAGAAGCAAUAUUUGGAACAGCAUCGGCUUCGACGAAUGCUAAGAGAGCUUAAGUUUCGUGUGCGUAAGAUAAGUCAACAAGUGAAAAUUAAAAAAAGAAAACUUGCGCAAUUUCGACGGGCGCAGCGUUCCAUUUCAGUUUCUAAAAAAAAAGCUGAAACGCAAAUUACUAAACAUUCAUUGCCAGAAGUAAAGAGUGUGCCCAUAACCAGCUUUGUACAUCACAAUAAUUAUUCUUUUGACUUGUAAAUAUCAAUAAAUACCAAUUGCCAAGUA
Drosophila navojoa is the source of this 798-nucleotide messenger RNA. It is a transcript of the gene vilya, whose product is annotated as Ring finger protein vilya. Lineage: Eukaryota; Metazoa; Arthropoda; Insecta; Diptera; Drosophilidae. The record is from RefSeq and is a predicted model, not a curated record. Gene Ontology annotation, biological process: homologous chromosome pairing at meiosis; protein sumoylation; reciprocal meiotic recombination. Gene Ontology annotation, cellular component: synaptonemal complex. Gene Ontology annotation, molecular function: SUMO transferase activity.